AUGUACAACACCCUCACCCGCGCCCAGAACGCCUUCGGCUUCUUCACCACCGUCGCCUUCGUCGUCGCGGCCUUCAUCGCCGCCACGGACUUCGCCGCCCCGCGCGCGCCCACCGUCCGCGAGCUCAAGACCACAAACAUCCAGGUCGUCAAGGGCCGCCCGCACUACUACUCCCCCAAGAAGGAAGAAUAUGCCAUCAUCAAGUUCUCUCUCGACGCCGACCUUUCGGAUCUCUUCACGUGGAACACGAAGCAGGUCUUCGUUUACGUGACCGCCGAAUGGCCCGAUAACUCUAAGAAAGCCAUCCCCGGCGUCAACGCGACCAACGAGGCCGUCAUCUGGGACCAGAUCAUCACCGCCCCGAGCUCCGACCACCUCGCCAACAUUGGCCCGGCUGCCAUGCGCAAGUUGAAGAAGAGUGCCGAGGGCAAGAGCAUCGACCCCAAUCGAGGCAAGCUUAAGCUUAAAAACCAGAAGCCCAAGUACCAGAUCACCCACCCUUCGGGCAAGGUCGCCGAAACCGACAAGGUCGUGUUGAAGUUGCACUACAAUGUUCAACCGUGGGUGGGCAUUUUGACAUGGAACCAGAACCGGGAUCUUGGCUACUGGAAGGCCCUGAAGGGUGGUGUCAGCAAAGCCUUCAAGUUUCCUGCUCUGAAAGUCAAGGAGAAGAAGCCAUGA
Colletotrichum karsti is the source of this 681-nucleotide messenger RNA. Its product is annotated as signal peptidase subunit family protein. The record is from RefSeq and is a predicted model, not a curated record. Gene Ontology annotation, biological process: protein targeting to ER. Lineage: Eukaryota; Fungi; Ascomycota; Sordariomycetes; Glomerellales; Glomerellaceae. The transcript has 3 exons. The coding region runs from base 1 to 681 and encodes 226 amino acids. Gene Ontology annotation, cellular component: signal peptidase complex; membrane.